GUUCAGCUAUCAUCUUUCAAUAACAAUUGUUUUUUAAAGAUGCCAGCAUUUGGCACCGACGAAAAGCCAGCAGAUACUAGCUACUAUGACCUAUUGAACGUAGAGCCAACUGCAGAUGCCGCUAAAAUCAAAAAGGCUUAUAGAAUUUUGGCAAUUAAAUACCAUCCCGACAAAAACAAGGAGCCUGGUGCAGAAGAGAAGUUCAAAGACAUUGGUGAAGCAUACCAAGUUUUAAGCGACCCUCAACUAAGGGCUGCUUACAACAAAUAUGGUAAAGACAAUGACCUAGCACCGGAAGGCGGCUUCGCAGACCCACAAGAAUAUUUCCAACAAAUGUUUGGAGGAGAUGCAUUUAGAGGAAUCAUUGGCGACCUUACUAUGGGUAGCAUGUUCGCCGAAGCUCAAGAAUCUGAGAUGCAAGAAGAAGAAGAGGCGGCUGGGGAUGAUAAGAAGAAGAAGAAAUAUGCUGGACCAAGUAAAGAACAGAUGGAAAAAAUGCAGGAACAGCAACGGGAAAGAGUUAAGAAGCUGGCCGAAAACUUACUUCAUAAGUUGUCAUUGUAUACAGACGGUCAGACAAAUGACGAACAAUCUGCUGCAGCUUUUGAGGAGCAGGUAAAAGUUGAAGCUGAAAAGCUGAAGCAAGAAAGCUACGGCUUAGAAUUACUGCAUUCUAUCGGCUUGGUCUACUCCAGCAAGAGCAAACAAUAUCUCGGCAUGAAAGGAGGCGAACUUCCCCGCGUAUUUCAAAGCCUCAAGGAAAAGAAGCAUAUCAUGGGAGAGCUGUGGUCUACCUUAAAGAGUGCUAUGGCUGUCCAGUCCACUGUAGAACUUAUCCAAAAGGCCGAGACACAAGGUUUAGAUCAAGCAGAACAACUCAAGCUUGAAGAAGACGCCACCAACAAGAUGUAUGCUGCAAUUUGGCAGUCCUCUAAGUUUGACGUUGAACAAACACUUCGUCAGGUCUGUGAUAUGGUAUUGCUUGACAAGAGCAUUCCUCAAAACAUUAGACGCAAGCGAGCGGAAGCAUUGAGACUGGUCGGGUACAUUUAUAAACAUGCUGAGGCAGAUAAGCCUGUAACAGAUUUGCUUGUCAAGACGAAAAAGCGAUAAAAUAUUACCUUUUCUCUAAUAUUAAUUAACGCAAGUAAUUCGGCCAUGUGCUACAAAAAAUUCUUAUGCCGAUAAAAUUAAAAAAAUUUCAUCGUUAUUGAACGGCUACACUGCCU
This is a messenger RNA of Umbelopsis ramanniana AG, 1229 nucleotides long. RefSeq lists its product as uncharacterized. Bases 40 to 1113 code for a protein of 357 amino acids. The record is from RefSeq and is a predicted model, not a curated record. The transcript is spliced from 5 exons. NCBI's taxonomy places the organism in Eukaryota, Fungi, Mucoromycota, Umbelopsidomycetes, Umbelopsidales, Umbelopsidaceae.